This is a messenger RNA of Clonostachys byssicola, 3174 nucleotides long. Lineage: Eukaryota; Fungi; Ascomycota; Sordariomycetes; Hypocreales; Bionectriaceae. The record is from the annotation of a GenBank genome assembly.
AUGCUGUCCAGCACUGCUCGACGACAGCUGUUGCAGCGACUUCCCGGGAAGGCUCCUCGUAUUGCCUCCCGGGAUGUUCUGUGCUAUGCUGCCCACCAGAGCCCCCGUCUUCGCAGCGGGUUUGCCACACAGGUAUACCGCCUGAGCCAGGUGAAGAGCUUCACCGAAACAGAGUCCUUUGCCAAGCUCCAGCAACAUGAGUCCUUCCCCCGAAGGCAUCUUGGCGACGAGGCAGACGAGCACCAGGAAAUGCUCAAGGCGCUCGUCCCCCCUGCCGCCUCUAUGGAGGAGUUCAUCAGCCAGACCAUCCCAGAGCAGGUCCGGAGGAAAUCUACUGGCCUGGAUUUGGUGGAGCAGUGGAAGGCCGAGGACCCCCUUACUCCCGUGCCUGCAAACGGGCGCUCGGAGCAGUUCGUGAGGGAGCAGAUGAAGAAGCUUGGCGACCUGAACACCGUCGCCGAGUCCUACAUUGGAGCUGGCUACUACGGUACCCAGGUCCCCGCCGUCAUCCAGCGCAACAUCCUUGAGAACCCGGCGUGGUACACCAGCUACACUCCCUACCAGGCCGAGAUCAGCCAGGGCCGUCUCGAGUCCCUGCUCAACUUCCAGACCAUGGUCGCUGACCUGACUGGUCUCGAGAUCGCCAACGCCUCCGUCCUGGAUGAGGCCACUGCCGCUGCCGAGGCCAUGACCAUGGCUUUCGCCAACGCCCCUAAGAGCGGAGGCAAGACCUUCGUUGUGUCUGAGAACUGCCACCCCCAGACUCUCGAGGUUCUCAAGUCCCGAGCGGAGGGAUUCGGCAUUGAGCUCGUCGUCGGUGACGUCCUCGCCAACGAAUACGAGCUCGUGAAGAAGGCCGGCAAGAGCCUUGUUGGUGUUCUUCUCCAGUACCCCGACACCCGUGGUGGUGUCUUCGACUACCAAGGCCUCUCCGAUCUCGUCCACGAGGGCAAGGGUCUCGUUUGCGUCGCCACGGAUCUCCUGGCCCUCACUCAGCUCAAGGCGCCUGGCGAGUUCGGCGCCGACAUUGCCCUCGGCAGCUCCCAGCGAUUUGGUGUUCCUCUGGGAUACGGAGGUCCCCACGCUGGAUUCUUCGCCUGCUCCGAGAAGUACAAGCGCAAGAUUCCCGGACGUAUUGUCGGUGUUUCCAAGGAUCGAUUGGGCAACCCAGCCCUUCGCCUUGCUCUGCAGACUCGCGAGCAACACAUUCGCCGUGAGAAGGCCACCAGCAAUAUCUGUACCGCCCAGGCUCUGUUGGCCAACAUGAGCGCCUUCUACGCCAUCUACCACGGCCCCGAGGGUCUCAAGGCCAUUGCCCAGGAUGUUUGGGCCAAGACUCGCCUGGCGCAGGAUCUUAUCACGCGCCAGGGUGACUUCAAGCUCUCCACCACCGGUCUCCGAGACGAUGGCUCUGUUCUCUUUGACACCUUGACCCUCGAGGGAUCUUCAGAUGCCGUCAUCAAGGCACACGAGAAGGCCUCUCUCCUCAACAUCAACCUUCGCAAGAUCAGCGAGACCGAGCUGGGCUUCUCCCUCCACGAGGGUGUCUCUCUGGAGAGCCUGGGCAAGCUUCUCAAGUGCUUCAACGUGGCCGAGCAGGACUUCAAUGCCGCCGUUGAGAAGGGUCUGGACAGUGCUCUCUACUCCAACUCGUCCAUCCCCGCCAACCUCCAGCGCAAGACCGCCUUCCUCCAGAACCCCGUCUUCAAUCAGCACCACUCCGAAACCAAGCUUCUACGAUACAUCUACCAUCUUGGAAACAAGGAUCUCUCCCUCGUCCACUCCAUGAUCCCUCUCGGCUCCUGCACCAUGAAGCUCAACGCCACCACCGAAAUGCUUCCCGUCUCUCACCCCGGAUUCUCAAAUAUCCACCCCUUCGCUCCCGUCGAGCAGGCUCCUGGCUAUCAGGCCAUGCUCGCCUCCCUCCAGAAGAACCUGUCGACCAUCACCGGCUUCGACGAGGUCAGCCUGCAGCCCAACUCGGGCGCCCAGGGUGAGUUCGCCGGCCUCCGCACCAUCAAGGCCUACCACGAGAGCCGCGGCGAGGCGAACCGAAACAUCUGCCUCAUCCCCGUCUCCGCCCACGGCACCAACCCCGCCAGCGCCGCCAUGGUGGGCAUGAAGGUCGUCGCCAUCAAGUGCGACGCCAAGACGGGCAACCUCGACAUCGCCGACCUCAAGGCCAAGUGCGAGAAGCACGCCAAGGACAUCGCCGCCGUCAUGGUCACCUACCCCAGCACGUUCGGCGUCUUCGAGCCCGAGGUCAAGGAGGUCUGCCGCAUCGUCCACGAGUACGGCGGCCAGGUCUACAUGGACGGCGCCAACAUGAACGCCCAGAUCGGCCUCUGCAGCCCGGGAGACAUCGGCGCCGACGUCUGCCACCUCAACCUCCACAAGACCUUCUGCAUCCCCCACGGCGGCGGCGGCCCGGGAGUAGGUCCCAUCGGCGUCCGCAGCCACCUCGCCCCCUUCCUCCCCGGCCACCCAGAGGCCGACCCCCAGAACGGCGGCAAGGCGCGCGAGUCGACGGCCAUCGCGCCCAUCAGCGCGGCGCCCUGGGGCAGUGCGUCCAUCCUGCCCAUCAGCCACGCCUACAUCCUCAUGAUGGGCGGCGAGGGCCUCACGCGCCAGACGGGCGUCGCCCUCCUCAACGCAAACUACAUCAUGUCCCGCCUCCUCCCCCACUACAGCGUCGUCUACACCAACGACAACGGCCGGUGCGCGCACGAGUUCAUCCUCGACAUCCGCCCCUUCAAGGAGACGGCGGGAGUCGAGGCCGCCGACGUGGCCAAGCGCCUGCAGGACUACGGCUUCCACGCGCCCACCAUGAGCUUCCCCGUCUCGGGCACCCUCAUGAUCGAGCCGACCGAGUCCGAGUCGCGCGAGGAGCUCGACCGCUUCUGCGACGCCCUCAUCCAGAUCCGCCAGGAGAUCGCGGCCAUUGAGUCCGGCAAGGUGCCCAAGGUCGGCAACCUGCUCAAGAACGCGCCGCACCCGCAGCAGGACCUGCUGUCGGGCGAGUGGGACAGGCCGUACACGCGCGAGGAGGCGGCGUACCCGCUGCCGUACCUGCGGGCCAAGAAGAUGUGGCCGUCGGUGGCGAGGGUGGACGAUGCGUACGGUGAUACCAACCUGUACUGUACGUGUCCGUCUGUGGAGGAGCUUGCCGAGUAA